This is a messenger RNA of Amaranthus tricolor (Joseph's coat), 1300 nucleotides long. RefSeq names its product vesicle-associated protein 1-3-like. Gene Ontology annotation, cellular component: plasma membrane; endoplasmic reticulum membrane. Bases 292 to 1086 code for a protein of 264 amino acids. The transcript is spliced from 10 exons. NCBI's taxonomy places the organism in Eukaryota, Viridiplantae, Streptophyta, Magnoliopsida, Caryophyllales, Amaranthaceae. Gene Ontology annotation, biological process: endoplasmic reticulum membrane organization. The record is from RefSeq and is a predicted model, not a curated record.
GUUUUGUCAACAAAUGGCAUUAGAAAAAAGUUUUGUCAAAAAAAUUAAAUGAUAAAUUCAAGGGACAAGGAGAGAAAAUAAAAAGUAGCCGAAAAAAUAGUUUUACCCUAUCAACUCAAACAUAGAACAAAGAAUUGAAGGGGAAACAAGGAAAAUUUUCUGAAAUCAUAACAAAUCAUUAUUGUUUUCCUCAAACAAAUCAAUCGUCAUUGACUCUAAUUCUUCCAAAUCACCAACAUACAUUUGCUUGGUGUUGUCAUUUAUGGUGAAAAAUUUAAGAAAGGAAAAAAUAUGAAUAGAUUCAUAAAUGUCCAACCUUCUGAGCUCAAAUUCCCAUUCCAAUUAAACAAGCUCAGCACAUGUUGGAUGGAAUUAUCCAGCAAAACGGAUAUUAAUGUUGCUUUCAAGGUUAAAACAACACAUCCUAAAAAAUAUUGUGUUCGUCCUAAUUCGGGUUUGAUCUCUCCUGGCUCAAGUUGUGUUGUUAAAGUUAGUAUGCAGGCUCAAAAGGAUUAUCCUGCUCCUUUGCCAAAAGACAAGUUUUUAGUUCUAAGUAUGAUUGCACCAGUUGGUAUGAAUGCUGAAGAUAUUACAUCUGAAUUGUUCAGAAAAGAGAAAGGCUAUGAUGUUGAAGAGCUUAAGCUGAGGGUAGUUUUUGUUACCGCGGAUCCACCAUCACCCAUAGCUGAAGUUUCGGAAGAAGAUUUUUCUCCCGAAGCACACGAACUUCAGAAAUCGGAGCGUAAUAAUUAUAUAAUGGACUUAUUUGAUGCUGCAACAAUAAGCAUAGGUGAGUCUGAAGAUCAAUUUUUCAAGGAAUCAAACGCUGAUAGAGAGGACGAGGAGGAGCUUUUUCUGGCAGCAGAAUCUUCAUUUGAAUCCGAGAGAAAGCUUUCACAGGAUUGGGAUAGAGUUUCCAAGCUGAUUGAGGAGAGAUCAUUUAUAAAGCUUGAAAACCAGGAGCUGCAAUAUGAAGCGGAAAUGAUAAGGAAACGGAUCUACAGGAGUAGCAGCAAUCAUGGUGUAAUUCUGUUUGUGGUGUUAGCCUGUUUCCUCGGCAUUGUGGUUGGUUAUGUGAUUAGGUAGACUUUUCCAGUACCAUUGGUAAAAUUUUCUUCACCACUCUGUAAACAAGGGACAACUUCAUUUUAUGUCAUGAAUAGGUUGAAUUUGUAACAUCAUCUUUCUUACUAUUAAAACUAGUAUUUUUAGUUUUAUACUUCUGCUUCUGCCCAUUGUAUAGAACAUGUUCAUGUCUGAACAUUUAUUUGUUUUUCAAUAAAUGGUCUAGUUCCGAAAA